Messenger RNA from Trichophyton benhamiae CBS 112371, 1221 nucleotides. RefSeq lists its product as uncharacterized. Bases 1 to 1221 code for a protein of 406 amino acids. The record is from RefSeq and is a predicted model, not a curated record. The transcript is spliced from 2 exons. NCBI's taxonomy places the organism in Eukaryota, Fungi, Ascomycota, Eurotiomycetes, Onygenales, Arthrodermataceae.
AUGGCUCCCGUGGCUGAGGAACUUGUUCGGAGAGUGCCUGAGUUUGGGGAGCCGUCUAUAGGAGUUGCUAUACACUGGGCCGACCCUAAGGACAUUCUGUCCGUUCUCUUCAUUCUCGGCGGCGAUCUGGUAGAACAUGCGUUUGCUCAGCUUGUUGGAACUCCAGUUCCACCGGUUGCUUUCUCGUUUGGAUGCGUUUCAUACGGUUUGAACGCUGUGGUAUCAGCUAUCGGGAAGAACAGGCUCAUGCCCGACACCGAUCAUCCAUGCAAGAUCAUCAACGGCGAGACAGGAACUUCAUUUGACAAUACCAGCUGGGUACUUGGACGUUUACUGCGGGAUCAUGACUACUGGAAACACAAGGACGUCCACAACCAUCUCAAGGAUAAUAUUACUCGAAAAUGGGAUCAGUUGAAACUCGAUAGCAUAACCACCCAUGGUACUUGUGCAAAUGUGAGACAACCUAAGAAAGCUGGCCUCUGUGUAUCUAUAUACAAGGCCAAGGAGGAAGGCCUGGGUCGACCUAAAAGAGAUAAAUUCGAUUACAGCGGCAUGCUCACCACGCUCCUUCAACUUUUGCUUUCAGCAGUUCCACUCAUGAGAGAAGGCGACUGGUCACCGUUUCUGACAACCUUGACUGGCUCUUUACUGUCUAUCAUAUCAGGUUGUCUGCGCCAAUGGCGACGGGAGAAGUGGCCAUGUUGCGCAAACUCGGAGAAAACAGUGGUUUUGACAAAAGGUGCCGGGUGCCAACAUGCUAUUGUCAUCAUAGGAGACGGGCGUGGCUUCGACCUCGAAGAAAUGGCUGUGGGUUCGGAGGAGAGAGAUUUACCUUGUGACAUCUUCACUAGAGUUGCGGUUUUCAUCCUUGCUGUAUUCUGGGUCCUGCUUGUUAUAUUUGCGGCUGGUCUCAAAACCAAUGCUUGGUAUGUUAUCACCGCAGGCGGCAUGGGAACCAUCCAGAAUGCGUACGUCGUUGGAGGAAAACGCACCCCAGAGUCCUUUGGCCUUCCCUUGGAGUUCCUCGACGUUAUAGGUGAAAUUGGCGUUAUGGAUACGUUGCUCGCUGUGGAAGAGAAAUACCCGAACUUGGGCAGCAGUAUGAUAUCUACCUUUUUCCCGGAUGGCCAGAUGACGGAAGAAUACCAUCUGAAAUGGGAGGCCCUUCGAGCGAGAGCUGCCCUGCAAGGAGGAAAACCACGCCGAAGCCAGACCAUCUAA